GCCGCCGGGCCGGGCCCUCCGGCGGGCGCUGGCAGCGGGCGGAGGGCGGGCGGGAGCAGCGGGCCGGGCCCCGCUAUUUGUACGGGAGCGGGGCCGAGCCCGCCCCAGUGCCCGCCGCUGCCCGCACCAUGCCGGGGCUCCGCGCCCUGCCGGGGCUCCGUGCCUCAGCGCCCGCCCUCCUGCUGCUCCUCGCGCUCGUCUUUGCCCGGGGCAGCCUCGCCGUGCAGCAGCUGCAGCCCGGCACCCGCUCGGCCGCGGCGGCGGCGUGGGUGGCCCUGCAGUACCGCAACUUCCAGGCGGGAUCCCUCGGCGGGCUCCGGGCGCUCGGGCAGGUCCGCAAGGCUACGCUGAAGAACAUCCCAGAGUCUGGCCACAAGUAUUACCUGCAGUUCAGCACUGAGGACUACAGGACUGGGGAAGAUGCUGGGAACUGCCUGGCUACAGUGCUGUACCCAAAGAAGAAGUCUCGUCCUGUUGUCAGCAUCAAGUGCUCCCACACCAAAGACAAGAAGCAAAUCCAGGAAGAGGACAACACAUUUUACCAAAGGCUCAGGCACCAAAGCAAACCAAUAACUGCAAACAACAUUCCAGACAGCUAUGGCAACAUUGAGCCUGCCCUGGAGCCAGUGUGGACUCUGGCUGUGCUUGGCAGCAGCUCCAUCAUGUGGGAAAAGUCCACAGAGACCUUGGAAUACUUCCUGGCCCAAGUGAAGUCCGUGAGGCAGUGGAUCAGGAAAGACGAUUUUGUUGAGUUUGACUACACUGUGCUACUGCAUGAAAUGCCAACCCAGGAAAUCAUUUCCUGUCACAUGCGCCUGACGUGGCUCCCCGGGCAGCCUCUGAAAGUGAAACAUUUCUGUGAUUCCCACGGUGCAGACCAGGGAUCUGGGGCAGAGUCUGGAUCAGCUGCUGGCCCUUCUGCUGAAAAGGGAGCCAGUUUUUAAGUGAAAUCCUCAGAUUUGUGGAUGUGGAUCCAGUCAGCAAGUCCUUGUGCUGACAGACCUGGAGCUGGGAUCAUCCUUCCAUGCAAGUCAGUGAUUGGGAGCGGCUUCACUGAUUGUUCUGUGCCAAAAUUAAUUCCUGUCACUUCUUCAACGGUGAGAUUCGAGUUCUGCAGCUCUGCCUGAACCUUCUGCUACUCCAUAUAUACACAGAUGAACAUACAGCAGUUGAUUUGAUGUCACUAAUUAACUGUUACUUAAGAGUUUGUAAACAAAAUUAAUAUAUUUGGAUAAAAAUCGUGAGCAAAGCGUUAGUCUGUCACGAGGAGAGAUCUGCCUACUAAUUUUUUGUCAUGUUUUGGGCUAGAAUCAUGCUGAUUUUUAACUCACAUCUGCAAUAAACCAAGUGCCAUCA
Messenger RNA from Onychostruthus taczanowskii (white-rumped snowfinch), 1356 nucleotides. RefSeq names its product ovocalyxin-32-like. The coding region runs from base 129 to 944 and encodes 271 amino acids. The record is from RefSeq and is a predicted model, not a curated record. The transcript is spliced from 6 exons. Gene Ontology annotation, molecular function: metalloendopeptidase inhibitor activity. Lineage: Eukaryota; Metazoa; Chordata; Aves; Passeriformes; Passeridae.